CUGAUUUCUUUUUUUUUACCCCAAUUUCUCUCACGCUGCCCCUACACCACCCAACUCCACUCCCACUAACACCCAUAACCAAACGCACAUGCACGCUCGUAUACAUUGACAUACGCUCCUACACUUGCGAUCGAGCGCACUUGCAGUCACCCACACUUCUUUCACUAGGGCCUCACACCUUACUCCUAUCUCUUUCAUCGCUCCUGUGAACCCAGUUUUUUCUAACAGUAAGUGUAUCCUGUUCCGGCAAUGAACCCUCUUCCAUGCUUGCAAAAUACGUCUCAGAAACUAUACAUGAAUGCUCUUGAGUACUGUACCAACAGACAUAUUUAUCUCCUCUUAAAGAGCGAUUUAACCGACUAUCACAAAUGUCAGGGACUCUCGUAAAUAGCCUACCCGAGUCGUGGGGCAAAUUAGGCGAGGUUCCGCCUCCUAGCCCUGAGACGCUCGUUGGAAACGGCGCAUUUGGCGAGGUCUACAAGUGGAACAGGCAUGGAACCAUGAUGGCCGUGAAGAGGCUUCGAAUAGGAAACGGGGACAACAGCGUUAUCAAGACGGAAGCAAAGAUUGUAUCUCGGCUCGCACACAGACACAUCAUUCAGUGCUACGGCGUGGAGCUGGAUGACCUCUAUGCCUACAUUAUAACGGACUAUGCUGAAGGCGGCAGUCUCACGAAAGCCAUACCAAGACUGGAUUGGGACAACAAAAUAAGGAUUGCGGCGGAGGCGGCUCAGGGACUGGGGUACCUUCAUAGCAUGGAUAUCAUCCAUAGAGACAUCAAGGGAGACAAUAUUUUGUUGACGAAGCACAACGAGGUCAGGCUAUGCGACUUUGGAAUGGCUAAGGUCAUGGAUUCUGCUGUUUCUGUCUCCAGAUACAGACGAAAAGGGACGGCAGGAUAUAUUGCGCCGGAACUGAUAAGUCGCAGCCCAAAAUACUCGGCCAAGUCCGACGUCUUUGCGCUCGGUAUUGUGAUGAGGGAGAUGCUGGAUCAGAACGCACCUCCGGACUACACGGUGCUUAUGACCCGAUGCAUCGAUGCGGAUCCGAACAACAGGCCUACUACAGACGAGAUCGAGGAUACGUUACAGGUCCCUGGAGUCCACAACAAUGCUGGUGGAGAUAGUGCAGAUGAGACAGCGCAUAGCCUAUCGGCCGACGAUGAAUAUGAUCAGGGACUACGGCAAUACAGUGGGAAUGGGGUCAAGCGCAAUCGUGCAGAGGCCGCAGAGCGCUUCCGGAGGGCAUCGAACAUGGGACACGCAAAGGCCCAGUAUCAGUUGGCAGAGAUGUACCGCACUGGAGAUGGUAUCCUACAGGAUUACACUAAGUCUGUAGAAUGGUACCGGAAGGCCGCUGAUCAAGGAUACGCCCCGGCACAGACUUGUCUUGGGCUUUUAUUUCUUACCGGUAGCAAUGGGGUUUCCCAGGAUUACCGCCUCGCCCGAAAGACACUUAAAACGGCAGCUGACGAUGGAGAUACCAAAGCAUGUACUCACUUGGCUUUUAUGUACCUCUGUGGAUGCGGCGUCUCUCAAAGCAACGACGAAGCCAUAAAAUGGUAUCUCGAGGCUGCCAAACGAGGGGAUGUCGAGGCGCAGUGCUUCCUCGCAGACAUGUAUGUGACGGGUGACCGUGUCGAGCGAGACUAUGAUGAGGCCCACAAAUGGAUUUCGAUGGCUGCCGAACAGGACUAUGCACCUGCACAGUACGAUCUCGGUAUGCUCUAUCUUCAAGGCCAAGGCGUCCCUCAGAGCGACUCUGAGGCAGUGAAAUGGUUUCGCAAGGCCGCCGAUCAAGGGAAGCACGAUGCGCAAUACCGGUUAGGCGAAUUGUAUCUCGAGGGAAGAGGUGUUCGUACGAACAAGUCAAAGGGCAUGACGUUGCUUCGCAGAGCGGCCGACCAGGGCAAUAUUGAUGCUCGCGUUACAUUAGCAUUCCAUGUUUUGCAGCUAUAGCAUAGACUAUGUUGAUUGUCAUUGUUGAAUAUGAAAUAAAUAAGCGGGGCUGGGAGUCUCGUCGGCAAUUCAAUCAGCA
Gamsiella multidivaricata is the source of this 2037-nucleotide messenger RNA. Its product is annotated as kinase-like domain-containing protein. Gene Ontology annotation, biological process: protein phosphorylation. The coding region runs from base 369 to 1958 and encodes 529 amino acids. The transcript is spliced from 2 exons. Lineage: Eukaryota; Fungi; Mortierellomycota; Mortierellomycetes; Mortierellales; Mortierellaceae. Gene Ontology annotation, molecular function: protein kinase activity; ATP binding; protein binding. The record is from RefSeq and is a predicted model, not a curated record.